This is a messenger RNA of Fusarium redolens, 1272 nucleotides long. RefSeq names its product pyridoxal phosphate-dependent transferase. NCBI's taxonomy places the organism in Eukaryota, Fungi, Ascomycota, Sordariomycetes, Hypocreales, Nectriaceae. Bases 1 to 1272 code for a protein of 423 amino acids. Gene Ontology annotation, molecular function: pyridoxal phosphate binding; transaminase activity. Gene Ontology annotation, biological process: biosynthetic process; amino acid metabolic process. The transcript has a single exon. The record is from RefSeq and is a predicted model, not a curated record.
AUGAAGCUCUCCAAACGUGGCCAAGCGACGGCCGAUAACAAGGGUGGUUCUCUUCUAUGGGAAGUAACGGCAAACCACUGGGAUGCUACAACCAACCCUUCCGGCUAUGUAAGCUUGGGCAUGGCAGAAAACGUCCUUAUGCAAGAUGAGCUGUUGAAGCACAUCGCUGACAACAUCUCCCUUCAACCGCAGACUUUGACCUAUGGCGACGGUACAACUGGUUCAAAACGCUUGAAGCUUGCCCUUGCAUAUUUCCUCAACAAACACUUGAACCCCCAUCAGGAUAUCGAUUUGAAUCACAUCACCAUCACCAACGGCUGUAGUGCAGCUAUCGAACAUAUCGGCUGGGCGGUUGGAGAUCAGGGGGAUGGUUUCCUCAUCACCAGGCCUUUUUUCCGCGCCUUUAUUCCAACCUUUGGCCUUCGCGUUGAUACAGAGGUCAUCCAGGUGCCAUGCCACGGAAUUGACCCCUUUUGCGUCGAUAUCGUCGAAAGAUAUGAGGUCAGGCUACAAGAAGUCAAAGCCAGUGGAAAGAACGUCGCCGGUAUUCUUCUCUGCAACCCCCAUAACCCCCUUGGGCGCUGCUAUUCCAAGGACGCCCUGGUUGAACUCAUGCGAUUUUGUCAAAGACAUCAACUUCACUUGGUUAGCGACGAAGUCUAUGCCUUAUCAACGUGGAAAAACGACGAGUCACAAGCUCCGCCUUUCACCUCUUGUCUAUCCAUAGACCCUACGGGUAUUAUUGACCCGUCUCUUAUAACCGUAGUAUGGGGGGUCUCAAAAGAUUUUGGGUCCAACGGCCUUCGGCUCGGAAGCAUUAUCUCCCAGAACAACCCGUCGUUACACAGCGCACUUGUCCCAGGGGCCUUGUAUAGCAUGAGCUCUUCUCUCGCUGAUCACGCCUUUGCCAAUGUAUUUGAAGACGAUGCUUGGGUUGACAAUUACCUGGCCGAGAACAAGACAAAACUUGAAGAACGUUACAAGUUGAUGACAACGUGGGCAAAAGAGCAUGAUAUCCGUUAUGAAAGGGGGGCAAAUGCAGGCUUCUUCUUGUGGGCUAAUCUCGGAGAGGCCUACUGUCGAAACCAUCCUGAACAAGAUCCUCUGCACGCUGAAGAGCAGGUGAUGGAGCUACUGCUCGAGCGAAAAGUCUUCAUAGCUCCGGGAGCUAGUUUUGGAGCCGAAGCCAAUGGCUGGUUCAGGCUUGUGUUUUCAGUUGACAAAAUAACUCUCUCAGAAGGACUUACUAGAAUUGUUGAUGUUUUAAAGUAG